ACGGCUCGACCUCAGCAGUGAUAGAGCAACAGAGACCCGGAGAAGCGCCCUGCUGCAGCUGUGAGAAGACGUGGGAACUGAUGAUCAUCUGUUCUCCGUCUGUCAGAAGGAGACAAAGUGAGAGGGCUCCCCGAGCGGGGGGGUUCAGAGGCAGGUGUCGUGUGAGCUGCCACGUCAAUGAGGACACCAGGCAUGGCUGUGUUCAAGCACCAGAACGUGGAGGAUUUCUAUGAAACUCAAGAAGAGCUGGGGAGUGGACAGUUUGCAGUUGUCAAACGUUGCAAAGAGAAGAGCACCGGCACCGCAUUUGCAGCCAAGUUCAUCAAGAAGCGUCACAGUCUGAUCAGCAGACGUGGCGUGAAGAGAGAGGAGAUCGAGAGGGAGGUGAAAAUCCUGCAGCAGAUCCAGCACCCCAACAUUGUAGAGCUGCACGACGUAUUCGAAAACCGCACCGAUGUGGUGCUGAUCCUUGAACUGGUCUCCGGAGGAGAGCUGUUUGAUUUCCUGGCCCGGAAGGAGUCCCUCUGUGAGGAGGAGGCCACUCAGUUCCUCAAGCAGAUCCUCAACGGGGUCCAAUACCUCCACUCCAAGAACAUUGCACAUUUUGACUUGAAGCCUGAGAAUAUCAUGCUGCUGGACAGGAACGCCCCUCUGCCACGCAUUAAGCUCAUAGACUUUGGACUGGCACAGAAAAUAGAGCCAGGGGCAGAUUUCAAAAACAUUUUUGGCACGCCCGAAUUUGUGGCUCCAGAGAUUGUCAACUAUGAACAGCUAGGACUGGAAGCAGAUAUGUGGAGCAUCGGAGUCAUCACUUACAUUCUUUUGAGCGGAGCAUCUCCUUUUCUUGGUGACACAAAACAAGAAACAUUGGCUAAUAUCUCAGCUGUGAGCUACGAAUUUGAUGAGGAGUUCUUUAGCAGUACCAGUGAGCUGGCCAAGAGCUUCAUCAGACAGCUUCUGGAGAAAGACACAAGAAAACGGAUGACGAUAGAGGGUGCCCUGAAUCACCCGUGGAUUAAGUCCUGCAACCACACGGAGGAAGAAGCAGCCACGUCUGGUGCCAAGAUGAAAACCGAGACGCUACAGACCAAACGUCUGAAAGAGUACACAGUUCAGUCUCACGCCAGCGUGCUCCACAACAACACGUAUGCUAACGUUGAGCGAUUUGCACAUGUGGUGGAGCACAUCGGCGUUAUGGAGGCGGAGCUAUCAGAGGUGUCAGGGGCUAAUCGCACCCUGCAAUGUGACGUAGAAGCACUGAUCUCCAUCUACAACAACAAGGAGGCCCGGUGCAAGGAGGAGAGUGAUGCUGUGAGGAAACAGCUCUCUCAGACAUGCUACGAGAUUCAUAACGUGGAGACAAGCAGGCGGCUGCUGCAGCAGGACAUCAAGGCUUUGGAUAUUAGUGUGGAAAGCAUCAGUAGGAAGUUUAACCAAAGGCAGAGCCAGCUGGACGCCCUGAGGCAGGAGCUGAACUCUGAGCUGCACUGGCUGCAGGAACUGAUUGGUCCUCUGCAUCCUGACGGAUCCAACGAUGGCUUCCAAAGUACGAACGUGAAGAAGGCAAUGAUGGAACUGCUGCAUCAGUCCUGCAGAGCUGAACUCCAUCCAGAGACCAAACAGGCUCUCAAAUAGUCUGGAUGACAUUCAGCAAUUAAUCAAUCAGUUAAUUUCUUCAGUGUCAACGGCACUUUAUUAGCAUAGGAACAGGAGAAAACACUUUCUUGAUUUGUCAAGUUAAAGGGAUGCUAUGCUACUUCAUAUUUUUAAAUCAUUUUCUGGAGUCAGUGUGUGCUGAAAUAACCCUUUACAGGGUUAUUGAAAAGUCACUCAGACCCCCACUGCCCUCUGUGGCCAAAAUAUCACAUUUGCAACUUCAGAGUGCAACUCCGGUCUGUUGGACUUGGGAAAAGAUUGAGCUGACAAAGCUGGCGCUGCAGUCUGAUUCCAGUAUGUUUCCUGCUUGUUUUAGAUUAUGAUCACAGCUGAUUUGUUUAAGUUAGUGAUGAAUCAUUCCUGUAGACACCAAGGAAGGCUGUGGAGACAUUUCAGAUGUUAGAUUAAGGUGUUAAAAUGGCAAACGCACAGCGAGGAGAUGCGUUUUGGUUCUACUAAACAGACACUAGGGGGUGCUAAAAUCAAGCCUAAACUUCCUAGUCUCCCUUUAAAGAAAGAAGCUGAAAAUGAUUUUUGUCUUUAAUAAACUCAACGUGCAACAGUACCCACGUGAAUCUGACAGUAGUAGCAUUAAAUGAAGUAAUGGUUUUAUUGGUUUUGCACGAUGACAGUCGGCACUUUCAUAAUCAUAUAUUAUAUAUUGCUAACAGCAUUAGCUAUUUUUUGUAGUCAGAAGAAAAUAAAUAUUUAUUUAUUUCAAUUCAUUUAAACCAAACAGGCACUUUUUAAAAUUAGAAAAUAUUUGAAGACUCAAAUUUUUUUGAUUCUUUUUGUUUUUAUUCUAUGACUUUGUGUUUUAUUUGUUAUUAUUUAUUUCAGUGGUGGCUAUUCUGUUUUCAGACAGUUUACUUUAUGUUUUUCUUUUUUUAUUAAACGUAAAUGUGCACCUUUAAGGCUAAAUUAGUUUAUUUGGCCCAUUUUUUUAACGUAGAGAUGUUUUGAAGCCGACCAUCACGUAUGAUAACAAUCGUAUCUGUAAAUAAACAUCUCACUUCCUUCCUUUCUUGGUCUAUCUGAUCUGUGCACUCGUUUUUGUCAACUCAAAUAAACUUUAUGCAUCGUGUUCUCUGUUUCCAGAUUCUUUGUAUGAAUGGAUUUCAUGGAGUAUUUUUUUUCUAAUGUGAAAAUAACCUCUAGAUUUGUCCUAAUGUGUGUUUAAAGGUUACAAUAUUAGUUAUUUGCUCUGUCUUUGCCAUGCCAUUCUCUUGUGUGUGU
Messenger RNA from Nothobranchius furzeri (turquoise killifish), 2892 nucleotides. RefSeq names its product death-associated protein kinase 2b (gene dapk2b). Gene Ontology annotation, molecular function: protein serine/threonine kinase activity; ATP binding. Gene Ontology annotation, biological process: protein phosphorylation; positive regulation of apoptotic process; intracellular signal transduction. Gene Ontology annotation, cellular component: nucleus; cytoplasm. NCBI's taxonomy places the organism in Eukaryota, Metazoa, Chordata, Actinopteri, Cyprinodontiformes, Nothobranchiidae. The record is from RefSeq and is a predicted model, not a curated record.